AUGUCAAAGGGAGAGCAGCAAGUCCUGGUAGCUAUUAAAGAACUUGAGUCGAUCCUGGAGUCCUGCAAGAUUGAACUGACACCACUAAAUGAGGUCUGGCCUAAUCUCUACAUCGGAAAUAUGUACGUUUGUGUGUGUUUAUUUUUACACAUUCCCUUACCCCUACCACUGGGUUGGAUGGGUUUUGGAUGGGUUUUUAGAAAUACGGUAAUAGUGAUAAUACUUGCCCUCUGAUAGACUAGAUUAAAUCCUUUUGGUUGUAAAGAAGUAUGAGUAAGAGAUAAAAGGUAGAGGGUAGGGGUCAGGGGUCAGGGGCGGGAGGUUAGGUUCCUAUAGUGGACUCUAUUGCCCUAUUGAACACUACCGAAUAUGGAAUUACUGAACAUUGCGCUUUAAAACUACAGCAUUAAUUUAUUGCCUAAAUGUUGUCCAUAUUAUUCCAGGCUGUUCACUGAUUAUUCAGUUCUCUGCAGGUUAUUUCUGUUCAAACAAUUGUGCAAUCUCACAUUUCACAUUUCUCCCCCCAUCUCUGUUAUCCUCUGUCUUUGUCACAAUCGUCAAACACAGUGGACCAAGGCGCAGCGUGAUAUGCGAACAUACUUUUAUUUAUAUUCACCCACACGAACAAAACAACAAACGAUACGUGAAGUCCUUGGUUUACAACACAAAACAAGAUCCCACAAAACACUGUGGAAAACAGGCUGCCUAAGUAUGGUUCCCAAUCAGAGACAACAAGCAACAGCUGACACUCGUUGCCUCUGAUUGAGAACCACCCCGGCCAACACAGAAACACAUGAGCUAGAUAAAGAACCUAGAACACAAACACAUAUAAACUACACACCCUGGCUCAACAUAACAGAGUCCCAGAGCCAGGGUGUGACAGUACCCCCCCCCCAAAGGCGCGGACUGCGACCGCGCCAAACAUAAACCGAACAGGGGAGGGCCGGGUGGGCAUUCCUCCUCGGAGACUGUUCCGGCUCCGGGCUUGACCACCACCCUCCAACAAUCCCCCCGUAGCGCCCCUGGUCCGGUCUGGCCCCGCUGGCUGGAGCUGGACUGGACAUCGGUGGAGCGGAUUGCUUAGGCUCCGACGUGGAGCAGCUGACCGGUACCUGACCAGGCACCGGUGACCCAGGCACGGGCUGUGCCGGACUGACGACGCGCACCACAGGCUUGGUGCGGAGAGCAGGAACGGGCCGGACCAGGCUGACGACGCGCACCCCUGGCUUGGUGCGGGGAGCAGGAACGGGCCAGACCGGGCUGACGAUGCGCACCACAGGCUUGGUGCGGGGAGCAGGACUGAGCCGGACCGGGCUGUCGACGCGCACCCCUGGCUUGGUGCGGGGAGCAGGAACGGGCCGGACCGGGCUGACGAUGCGCACCACAGGCUUGGUGCGGGGAGCAGGACUGAGGCGGACCGGGCUGACGACGCACACCACAGGCUUGGUGCGGGGAGCAGGACUGAGCCGGACCGGGCUGGCGACGCGCACCAUUGGCUUGGUGCGGGGAGCAGGAACAGGCCGGACCGGGCUGGCGCCACACACCAUAGGCUUGGUGCGGGGAGCAGGAACGGGCCGGACCAGGCUGACGAUGCGCACCACAGGCUUGGUGCGGGGAGCAGGAACGGGCCGGACCGGGCUGACGAUGCGCACCACAGGCUUGGUGCGGGGGGCAGGAACAGGCCGGACCGGGCUGGCGACGCGCAUCACAGGCUUGGUGCGAGGGACAGGAACAGGCCGGACCGCACUGGGAACACACACCACUGGCCUUACCCGGGGAUCAGGAACGGGCCGGACCGGACUGGCAACACACCUCAGUACCUCUCGCCGUGCCUCUACAUUUUCCUUCCCUCUACUCGCCAAUGGCUCCCGUAACCCGGUGGCCUUCUCUCCUCGUCCACUAACUCGCCCCUUAUCUGCCUCCAGCAGCCCCAUCGUCCACGGUGUGAGCCCCCCCCUAAAAAUGUCUUGGGCUUGUCUCUCCCCCGUGGAUAUGGCCUCCAUGGCUCUCGCCAGACUCUCCAUCCUCUGCUCCCAAGUCCAACCUAUCUCCUCCUCACGCUGCUUGACCCAGUCGAGGUGGACAUCCGCUAAAGUUACCUCCGGCAUGUACUCCUGGACACGCUGCUUGGUCCAGUAUUGGUGGGAUCUUCUGUCACGAUCGUCAAACACAGUGGACCAAGGCGCAGUGUGAUAUGCGAACAUACUUUUAUUUAUAUUCACCCACACGAACAAAACAACAAACGAUACGUGAAGUCCUUGGUUUACAACACGGAACAAGAUCCCACAAAACACUGUGGAAAACAGGCUGCCUAAGUAUGGUUCCCAAUCAGAGACAACAAGCAACAGCUGACACUCGUUGCCUCUGAUUGAGAACCACCCCGGCCAACACAGAAACACAUGAGCUAGAUAAAGAACCUAGAACACAAACACAUAGAAACUACACACCCUGGCUCAACAUAACAGAGUCCCAGAGCCAGGGCGUGACAGUCUUUCCCUUAUGGCCAUAGGCCAGAACAGAGUAGGGCUGGGACGAUACCAGUAUCGCGAUACUCGUUGAUAUCGUGGCAAGGAAACGAAACACGAAGCAGAUUUAACUUCUUUAGGAAAACAGCCCUAAUGUUGGAAAAAAAUAUAAUUAUGUUGUCAUCCAGAGUCACGUUUAUUUAUUUUCCAAGCUAUAGCACACAAUAUUUUGCAUACAGCAGGUUUUUAAAGGACCAAAUAGUGAAUUCUGCUUUGUGUUUUCAUUUUUGCCAUGGAAAAAAGGUGCGCUAGAACAGAGGUGCAUUAAAGAAGCUUGGUAUCACACACGUCCUGAACGCAGCUCACUCCAAGCAGGGCAGCUUUGGUGACCAGGAUUACUAUGAAAACACCUGUGUACUAUGGCUUCCCUGCAGAAGACCUUUCCCAUUUUGACCUCAGCCAGUACUUUAAAGCUGCAGCUGACUUCAUACAUAAGGCCCUGAAGACUAAAGAUGGUAAGGGCAGUUUAAUGCAUGUGUUGACUGUAUGUGUUUGUAUUUACUGUAUAUGUUUACUUUGUUUAUGUACUGUAUGUGUUUAUGUACUGUGUUUACAUUACUGAAUAUGUUUACUUCUUUACGGUUUAUUUAAGACUGUCCUUGGAGACAGUUGAGUUCCUUCAUCAAACUCUGCCUUUCCCUUCAUUCCCUCCCUCUCUCUCUAUCCUCUCCAGGGUAGGUGUUGGUGCAUUGCAUCAUGGGUAUAAGUUGUUCGGCCACGCUGGUGCUGGCGUUCCACACUGGUGUUGUUGUCUCCUGCUCCGCAACACGCUCAAACAUGUGAGCCAACGACGAGCCAUCUACUCCAACAGACACUUCCUGUCACUACUGCUCACCCCUCAACACACAGCUCACACGCAAGAGAAGGACUGUCUUCUUUGACAGUCCUUCUCUCAUCCCUCUCUCCUCUCAUCCCUCUCUCCUCUCACCUUAUCCCUCUCUCCUCUUAUCCAUCUAUCCAUCUUGCACACAAUCCUUUGUAAAUACUGAUUGAAAAUAUGUAGUUGUAGGACUUUAAAAUAGGCACAAUCUGGUCCUAAAUCACAGCAUGUUAUAAAUACUGUACUGAAUAUUAUCAUGUCAUGCAGUAUUCCCUGGAGAGAAUGUCAAUGCUCACUGUCAUGUAAAAUCUAAAAUAUUAAAAUAAUUUGAACUUUUCAACAUUCCUGUGCUAGCCAGUGGAGAUAGUUGAGCCUGCUGUGAGUUGUGCAGCUGAGCAUUGUCUCCUGGGAACCUAUCAGUUGAAACAUUAAUAAUAAGAUUACACAAUUAAAAAGGUGAUUGUUUUUUCAGAUUGGUGUCUAUUAUAUUACUUUCAGACGUCUACUACCACUAUAUUAGGAACUAUAAAUCCUCUACAUUAUGAAUAGUGUUAGCUGUCCAGUAAAUUCUGGAGGAUGCUUUCGUCACUGGUGAGGAGGUAUAGAAUUACUGAAGGUUAAAAAUGGAAACAAACUGCAGGUGUGUGUGUGUGUGUGUGUGCGUGUGUGUGUGUGUGUGAAGAGGAGCAGACACGGCAAAAGGAGGGACUGUGCUGCCUGUUAAAGGUAAGUUGACUUGGAUCAGAUGGGGAAGAGGUUUUGUUUGAGAUUGUUGACCUGACCAGACUGUUUUCUGCUCUGCUUAGGUUUAGCUGUCACUGUAACACACACCUCCUCUCCAGACUGUGUCAGUAUGUCUCUAAAGGAGCGGUGCUAUGAACCUCCAUCUGUCUCUAAGCUGCUGGAGUUCCUGUUAGCCGACCGACGGCCCACCAGCCACCUCAACCAAGUCUGGCCCAAACUCUACAUAGGCAACCAGUAGAUACACACACACACACACACACACACACACACACACACACACACACACACACACAAAUCUACAUGAGUGGACUUUCCUGGCUGAAUUAAUUAAUUAAUAAUUUAUACUAAUAAUUAAUAAUAAAUAUUUGUGGCUUGUGGCAGUGUUUAUGUAUAUAUUUGUCUUUGUAUUUCAGGGAGACAGCUCCUGACAAGGCCAUUCUGCACAGCCUGGGGAUCACACAUAUAGUGAACGCUGCCCACGGCCCCCCAAUCCCCAGCCCAGGACCCUGUUUCCAUGUCGACACUGGCCCACAUUUCUAUAGAGACAUGUCUGUGGAUUAUUAUGGGGUGGAGGCUGAGGAUGCUACAGAGUUUGUUCUGAGUCCAUUGUUCUACCCUAUGGCCCAUUACAUCAGAGCUGCCCUGGCCAAGGGAGGUGAGACACAGAGAGGUGUAGUGGGUUGGGUACAGUAAAACAGGCCUAACAGCGUAUAGGAAGGUAUUUUUGCGGAGUUCAGUGCUGUUUUGCAGACAUAAAGUGUCUCCCUCCAUGUGUCCUGUAGGGAGGGUGUUUGUUCACUGUCUGAUCGGUGUGAGUCGGUCAGCGGCACUGGUUCUGGCCUUCCUGAUGAUCGUUGAGGGUCUGACGCUGCAGGAGGCUGUGGCUGCAGUCAGGCCACAGAGAAACAUCUGCCCCAACACCGGCUUCCUCCUGCAGCUGGACCUCAGCUUGGCCAAGGAGAGGACCAGAUGA
Coregonus sp. 'balchen' is the source of this 5062-nucleotide messenger RNA. The record is from the annotation of a GenBank genome assembly. Lineage: Eukaryota; Metazoa; Chordata; Actinopteri; Salmoniformes; Salmonidae.